AUGGCUACAUCAACAGGCUUCCCACGCAUGUCCUUCGGGGCCAACAACAACCUCGACUUGAGCUUGGACCUUCCGAUUGUUCUCUUUCCCCCGUCAGACGACCUGCCUUCUCCCAUUUAUGAAAGUGACGAUGAGGAUGCUCAGCGAACACCAACUACGGCUACCGUGCCCCAGAUCCCAGACCGCAGCAUACGCCGAACAAAUAACGAGUCACCGACACUGGGCAGCCCCAAGGUCCCUCGCCAUCCCAUCCCCUCAAUGCAGGCCGCCUUCGCCGAGUCGUUCCUCGAAGUCGCCGAUGGCAAUCCUACCCAGAAACCGAAACUUAAAACUGCUGAUGCAAAGAUUCGUCGCGAGGAGCUCAUUAGCCAAGAACGUGAAGAUGACCUACCCGAUAUGUUCUGGCGCUUUCGCCCCGGCCAGCAGCAGCACGAGCUCCUGAAGCUCAUGGCGCAGAUAUCAUUUGGCGUUUACUUGCUACUCCACGGCAUGGCCAACAGCGCCGCCCAGGUCGUCAGUAUCCUGCAGGGACACAUCGAUGAGGUGGACGAGUUUCUCGAGGUGGUCAUGGAGGACUUUGAGCAGGCGACCAACGAUUUGAAGGAGAGGAUCGACUACCUUCGUUUGCCCAUGGAGAACCUCGAAGUCUUUGAGAAGCUGCUCGAGGAUCGCAAUUUCCGCCUCGAGAUCGUCCAAGGCAACGAAAAAAUUGAGCAUAUCGUAGCUCGCACCAACAUCCAGCUCGAACAGUACGACAAAGAUGUGCAGCAUGGCCUCGCUGCAACAAAGGAGUUUGCUGUUUAUCUGGCUCACCAAAACGCGGGCAGUUGGCGUCAAGAUCGUCCAGACGUGGUGGACAUCUACGCCGCAAUGAAGGGCAAUACUGAGGGCUGGUACAAUGCAUUCGUGGAGUUGCAAGCUCAAGGCAAGGAGUUGAAUACCUUGGUCGUUAAGCUGGGAAAGAUGGUGGCUGAAAUGAGCAAAAAGGCCGGUGAAGUGAGUCGAAGAACUUGGCAUUCCGCCGUUCAGCCUACCGCUGCAAGGCGCCCGAGUAGAUGA
Molecule: messenger RNA, 1059 nt
Organism: Colletotrichum fioriniae
Lineage: Eukaryota; Fungi; Ascomycota; Sordariomycetes; Glomerellales; Glomerellaceae
Source: RefSeq, a predicted model, not a curated record